AUGCGUUUCCUUGUGGCGCACGCACCCCAUCGCGCUCACUCGGCCCAUACUAAACGACAGUGGUGGCAGCAUCUGUCGCAUCUUUGCCACACCUACUCGGGUGGCGGAGCCUGGGUCUUCUUACUCGACGCCAACUGCAGGGUAGGGAGCCUUGUCUCCGAGGCCAUCGGAGGAUUUCAACCCGACUACCAGGACGAGUCUGGAGAGUGCUUCCAUGCUCUGCUCUUGGGAAUGAACGUCUUUUUACCCAGCACUUUCGAGCACAGCAUGUUUGGCGAGGGCGGGACCCUGCGCCAGAAGCGUAGUGGGGCUCUUGACCGCUCGGAUUUUGUUGGGCUUCCCGCCUCUUGGCGUGAUAGCUGGUGCCAGGCUUGGACCUCUUCGGAGAUUUCUGCUGGCCACACUUCGGUGGACCAUUUUGCCGCCGUUGUUGAGGUUUCGCUGAUUUUUCCCAAUCGGUGCCGAGCCACAGCCAGGCCUUGCCGUAUUGACGCCCGUGCUAUUGCGGAACCUGGCAAUGCGGAAGCCGUCUGUCAGAUUAUCAGAGGCUCCCCGCGCCCCGCUUGGGAUGUUGAUGCCAGUGAGCAUGCCGCUGAGGUGGUCGAUUAUCUUUAUCGAAGCCUUGCGGACGCCUUCCCUCUGCAGCGUCGACGCAUGCAUACCGGCUACCUCUCAGAGUCCACUGCCGCCAUUCAUCGGGUCGUUUCUUCCCUUCGUCAUGCGGUCCGCACCAAAAAGGGUGCCCUUAAGCAGGCCCUUCUGCGCUGCUGUAUGUUGGCCUGGCGGGAUGCCUCCGCUACCCUCCAAAGCUUGUUCGGGGGUGCUUGGCUAUGGCAUCUUGAGAUUCGCUUCGGACUUAGCUGCAUGCUGCUUCACCGGUAUGGGCUUUUGCUUAAGCGGGCCUGCAGGGAGGACAGAAACCGCAUGUACGCUGACUUUGCAGAGGAGAUCACUACAGCGCACCCUGCUGCUGUGCACACUUUCGUCAAAAAGGUGCUGAAGCCCAAGAAGUACCGCAGGACCUGUAACGAUCCUCUCCCUACCUUGUUCCGUGCAGAUGGGACCCAGUGCCUCACAGAGAGUGAAGUUACGGCCACUUGGAGGGAUCAUUUCCGGGUGCUCGAGGGGGGUACUGCGACUUCUGCUGAGGCCCUUCUGUCGGAGUGCAGGGAUGCGCAAGCUGCCUUUCUCGGUUCUGAUACUGUUGCGGCGGAUCAAAUGCCCACGUUUCUCGAUCUGGAGAACGCCCUGCGCCACACGGCAGGGCGCAAGGCUGCAGGCCCGGAUCUGAUUCCGCCAUCCCUCUGCAGGUACUUCAGUACCCCACUGGCAUCCCUCCUCUGGCCGCUGCUUCUCAAGACAGUAUGCCGCGCGUCAGAAGCGGCAGGAAUGAAAGGGCUCUCGUCACGGCCUGUCCACGAGAUCGCAGAAGCUCUGGGGCUCGACGUGUCCGACAUGCAGGAGCUCACGCGGCUCAUAGAGCAGGAGGCCAUCCUGCCACAGCAGGAUGCGCCUCAGCUCCUGCAGGAACUGGCAGGCGAGUUCCACCGGCACACAUGGUUUGUCCUGUCGGGGGACACCGACAUGAUUGCAACACACCGCGGGACCCGACCCGGCGGGACGCUGGCAGACGUCCUGUUCAGCCUCCUGUUCGGACAAGCUUUACGACGCCGGCGAUCUAGCGCACUGCAGGCCGCAAUGCCCUCCGUGCCAUGGACGGGGGCACGGACACUCUUUCCUAACUUUUCCGCGCCUGCUGCCUUAUGCAAUAUCUCCGACAUUGUGUACGCGGAUGACCUCUGCACCCCUAUCGUCUGCAACGCCGCUGCCGAGCUCAGGCCCACUGUGUCGGCUGUCGUCGCUGACACAUUUGACACCUUGACACCGCAUGCAUUGCGAAUCAAUUUGGGGCCAACUAAGACGGCAGCUAUCAUGGCUCACGUUGGUCAUGGCUCAAGAGCGGCGCGGCACGAGGCUUUCGGCGUCCUAAAGGGUCGCGUGCCAGCAUGGCCGGAGAGCAAGGGGUUACAGUGGCUUGACCUAGUGUCUAGAUAUCGGCACCUUGGGUCGAUCAUCACGUAUGACGGCUCCCUAGGUGCUGAGGUGCGCCACAGGCUUGCCCUGGCGCGCAACGCCUUUCGCGAUGGGCGACGCCGUCUUUUCGCGUGCCGAGACAUUCCUGUGACGAGGCGGGCGGUUUUCUUUAGGAGCCACGUCAUCGCCACCCUGACUGCGGGAAUUGGUGGAUGGCCGACGCUGGCCACCGGGGAGUGGCGCACCUUCUCCGGCGGCCUUGUUGGCCUUUACAGACAACUCCUGGGUCUGCGCGCUGCCGGCAAAUGGAAUUACACCACUGCGCAGCUGCUUUGUCUGACAGGUCUCUCCUCCCCCGAGGCAGUCCUGCACACCGAACGUUUAAGGCUCGUAGGGCAGCUUGUCCGGCACGGGCCCGAUGAACUGUGGGCCUUGCUGGGGCACUUCUCCGCAUACCAGCAGGCCAUUGCAGCGGCGAGCGACUGGGCUCUCGAGGCCGUUCGAGGUACUUGUGAGCUGGGGCCGAUAGCCUCUGAUUGGGACAGGUGGGCUUGCCUCAUGCGUGACCGCCCGGGCCAAUGGAAGGGCUUGCUCAAGCGCGCGGAUGCAUGGCACGCCUUGAAGACCGGUCUCCAGGCUGAUUUUGACACUGUUGUGCGCCUUUUAUGGGAGCCAAGGCAAGACGCGCCUAGGGCCGGUCUUGCAGGCCUUGAACACGGCUGCCUCAUAUGCGGGAUUGCUUUCCCCACAAGGCGACAGUGGGGGGUUCAUGCACAGAAGGUCCAUGGUUAUCGGUGCCCAGCCACACGGCUUGCUCUUGGUCGGCAGUGCCAGGCCUGCGGGUCAGUAUAUGCCUCCCAGGCAAAGCUGCGGGUGCAUCUUUUUGGUUCGCCCCGAUGCCUGCGCUUCCUGGAAUUGCAUCAGCCUGCGGCCGAUGAUGCCUCCUCCAGGCGUGCAAAUGCUGGCCAUGCCCAGGCCCCCUCCGUGAGAGGUUGGGGCCGCGAGCACCUCCCAGCCGCUGGGCCUGAGCUCUGCAGAUCAUUGGAACAAGCGCUCUACAGUUCUCACUUCGAGGAGGAUCAGGACCUGUAUGAUGAGAUUGUCUCUCAUGUGGCCCCGCUCCCUGUUUUGCGCAAUACUGUUCGCUUCUGGUGUGAAAGUCUUGAGUGUGCGCACCUACGGCAGCUUGCCUCCGACGUGCUUUUGGUGCUUUCUCCCGAGCAUGUAUGCACCCGGGUCGGGGGCAAGGAGCAGGAGGUCACGGAUCCUGAGAUGCCAUUUCAGCCACGCCUGCUCUGCCCCUUUAUCCGCCAUCCAGCUACUGGUGCCUAUGUCCUGCAUCUUGGGUCACCAUGUCCUGCCUGGAUUUCGGCAUGGGGCCUCAGCAACUGUGCAAGACUCCCUGUUGAUCUGAACAGUUGUGGCUUUGAGGCUGCUCGCUGCCAAGGGAUUUAUAUUUCCUUCCCGCCGCCUCCUCUGGGGCCCUGUCAUUUUCUGACGCCCCCUGCGGGCCCCUUGAAGCGCAUGCGCGAGUACUGCUCCUGGGCAGCCUCGCUUCUCAGGGUCUUCUGCUGCCUUUUUCGCACCGCCAUUUCGGGUCGCCCUGCCUGUCUGCGCAUUCCUAUCUGCCCGGCACAUCUUGAGCCUCUGACCACUUGGACUUCAGAAGCAGCUGCAGCCGGGGGGCACCCGCUUGUUUCCAGUUUCACCCUAGAAUUCGUUUCGCAUUAG
This is a messenger RNA of Symbiodinium sp. CCMP2456, 3765 nucleotides long. Lineage: Eukaryota; Dinophyceae; Suessiales; Symbiodiniaceae. The record is from the annotation of a GenBank genome assembly.